Klebsormidium nitens is the source of this 1831-nucleotide messenger RNA. The record is from the annotation of a GenBank genome assembly. Lineage: Eukaryota; Viridiplantae; Streptophyta; Klebsormidiophyceae; Klebsormidiales; Klebsormidiaceae.
UCCCGAAGGCUGGAAGGACGAGAAGCUCGUCGACCGGACGCACAUCGACCUUCUGAUCUCCGCAGCCGACCGAGCCAAGAAUGCGUGCCGGAGACGUCUCCCACCCGGGCAAACGGGCGGGGUCUUCCAACUCGUGCUCGAACUUCCGGAUGGCGUCUCCGGAUUGGGCGACACAAAGAGCUGUCCCGAACUGGUGAGACUGGUGUGCGGGGAAGACCGGGACGCGACGCACGCUCAGACCCUCGUCGCCGAGCUCCUGCACCGAGCCCAAAAAAACAAGGUGGCAGAUGUGAGCGAGCUGCUGGCCGAUCACAAAGACGAGAAAGCCGUGCUCGACGCCAUGAUUCACUACGCAAACGCGACAUCGACGCCCGCACGCGUGGUGACGACCACCGUGAGAGGGAGAUCGGGGGCCGAAGCGUUGCAGAGAAUCCUCGCAACGAUCGACCUCACCGCAAGAAACAUCGAAAGCGCUUCAUCGACGUUGUUCGCACACGAGACGCAGCCCGACUCUGCCCGACCGGAACCGAAAAUCGUAGAACUCAGUCGAGUCUCUCGAGCCAUCCGUGCCGACGCGAUUGGUCUGAGUGAGAAGGUGCACGAUGCACUACGCAUCCCUAGAAUCCCGCCGAAGCCGGUCGAAACCCUCGUGGCGCAGCUCCUGCGAGAAAGAAAGACCCUGCCCGACUGUCAGAAGGAAAGAGAGGAGUUGCGAGUAAGAAUCGAGGUCGCCGAAGAUGAUUCGAAAAGACGAGAAGCAUCAUUAGCGGAAAAAGAGACUCUACUAAAAAAACAGACGAACUACCUACGGGCUUCAGAGAGUAGGAUCGACGCACUCGAGAGGGAAGUGCGGGCGUGUCGCGAAGACGAUUCGAAAGAGCGGAUUCCAGACCUCACCGCCGAACUCGAAAGAUGCCGCCGAGAUCGAGAAACGGUAAAGGCAUCCGCCCAAAGAAACCUCGAGAGCAUGCGUUCGGAUCUUCGUAACGCACAGGACGGGACGGCAAGAGAGAGACUCGUGCUGUCGCAGAGAGAAAAAGAGAUAGAAACCCUCCUCCGAGACUCGACCUCAGAACGAAAGAUGGCCGAAGCGUCGCAAAACGAACUCCGAGCACGGCUGAAGGCAUGCGAGGAGGACGCCGGUUCUCAGCAUGAUCCAGGGGUCAUCGAAUCCCUGAGACUGGAGCUUCAUAAUCGCGAGACAGAGAUCGAGGACCUGAAGAAAACCCACGAUACUCUCACCGAAACGCUGGCGAAGACGCAGGCAGAAAAAGAGGCUUUCGAACGGAGACAUGCGGAGUCGGCGGCUCAACAGGGGGCUCUGGCCUCCGCACUGCAACGCGUCGAGGCGCUGAGCCGGCGAGAGAGAGAAGGGAGAGAAGAGCUGCUCCGCAAGGUCCUCCAGGCCGUCAAGGGAGGCGCCGAAGCACAACUGGCUAAAAAGCACCUGGACAAGCACAUGAGGACGAAAGCCCGCCAAGGGGCCGUCUACCGAACUCGAGGGGACCUGAACGCCGCGGUCGGGCGCUACGUGCGGGACCAAGGGGGUUCUCACGUCACCGUCUUCGGCCCCGACACCCUCAAAGACGAGCUGCGAGGGCUCCCGGUGUUCCUGGUCUGUCCCAGCAACAACGUCCCUCCUCCGGACUGGAAGGACCGCAAGGUGCUCUUCGUGAGCAAAGAGGGACUCAUAUCUAAUGCACUGAAGGCGCUGAGAGAGGAGCGCGGCCGAACGGAAGUCGACUUCCUCCUGACGGAAGACGAUCUACGAAAGCUACCGGAGGGGGGUCUUCGGACCCUGCGAGACAUCGCCGCGAGAUCUCGGAAAUGA